GGCGCCGAGCCAAAUCUACAGUUGUCCCAACAACCGGAGAACAAACUCAAUCCAGUACAGCUGAUGAAGAUUGCGAUUGGCUACACAAAAAUGAUACAUACCAGAUUUCAAGCCGUCGUGUGGACACAAUCCUGUGGAAAAAUGUAAGGUCAGGUGGAAGUGUGUUCUUAGAGAAUGCAUGCAUCUCUAAAAUGAUAAAGAUCGGUGGCUAUCUACCCUCAGAUGACAUGGAUGCUGCACCAGUAUGGGUAUUAAAUAGAGCCAAAGAAUAUUUUAAAAAUGAUAUGAUAUUCAUUCCAAUAAACAUGGACGACGUUCACUGCUACCUAUGUGUUAUAAAUGCCAGAAAACUAUGUGUUCAAGUGCUCGACUCGCUAGGCCCAUCAAUGAAUCGCAAGGACCUCACUGAUACGCUAGAAGGACCGGAGAAUUUAUUCAAAUAUGCAUCCGAGCACAUGGAAUUAAAAUCCAAUAAGUGGACUGAUCUAAGUGUUACAACAUGGAAAAGAGAAGAAUAUAUUAAGAGCAGUCUUGAGACGGAUGGCCCCUGGUUAUUGGAUUUUCAAUUUAAUGCACUCAUGGCACGAUUGGACGCUACAUUUUUCAGUACCCAAGGUAAUUAUUGGCACCAUGCUCAUUUCUACACACGUUACGCAUAUUUUUUAAUAACAAUGUUAUAUAAUGCAUAUAUACAUUGGAGAUGUAUCACACACCCAGAAAGUGUUGCCGCCAAGGAGACUGCAGAGUUGCAUAUGUCGGCGAUUGAGAUGGAGGACGAGGUGACCAACAAGUGCAUGUGGGUCGAUCCAGAACCGCAAGAGCCUUCGGCGAGCCUGGACUUCAUCAGCAGCCUCCCCCACAAGAUGUUGCUCGUCAUCAUCUCCCUCCUCCCCAGCAAAUUUGGGGUGCGGACAACCGUCCUCUCCCGGUGA
Molecule: messenger RNA, 932 nt
Organism: Triticum urartu
Lineage: Eukaryota; Viridiplantae; Streptophyta; Magnoliopsida; Poales; Poaceae
Source: RefSeq, a predicted model, not a curated record